CAACGCCUGAGAGCGGAAAUUUUAAAAUCACCAGCUCCAAAUUACAGCAAGCACCGAACAGGUGCCUGCUAGAAGCAGUGCACUGUGGGCUUUGUAGUUUUACAAUUGUCUUGGCAACAUUCUUGGGCAUUAUUAUUUUCAGAGGCUACGCCUUCAUUUUCGAAUGUAUUUCUUAUUUCAGUCACUUUUAAAAUUUUCCACUUUUCAGGAAAAAAAAGUGACUUCGCCCUGAAGUUCCUUGUCACAUUGUAAUCUGGUUGAUGUUUGCUGCAGCGGCUCUGCCAGAGCCUCAUUGCAAUGUGUGGCUCGUUGUAAUGUCAAUCAUUUCGCGUCAAGGCGCUUCCGCUAGCAUUUUAGGUUGCUCAGCGUAUAGCAUCGUAUCUACUGUUUCAUGGUGUAGAACUGGCGUGCAGCACAAUGGUGUAUGGAUCAUAGCCUUUUUCGUUUUAUUUUUUUGCAAAAAAUAAUUGCAGAAAAAUAGAAAAUUUACAUAAAACCUACCAAUUAGUGGAUCUGCAAAGGAUUUUGUUUUGUAAAAGCCCGGUCAAAAUGUCAACGGGUAAAGAAAUCGGGGGAGCCCAACAUGCUCAAUAUGUGGGACCAUAUCGACUGGAAAAAACGCUUGGAAAGGGACAGACAGGAUUGGUGAAGCUUGGAGUCCACUGUGUAACAUGUCAAAAGGUUGCAAUAAAGAUCGUCAACAGGGAGAAGCUCAGUGAGUCUGUGCUAAUGAAGGUGGAAAGGGAGAUUGCCAUCCUGAAGUUAAUAGAACAUCCACAUGUUUUAAAGCUACACGACGUCUACGAAAAUAAAAAAUAUUUGUAUUUGGUGCUAGAACAUGUUUCUGGGGGAGAGCUCUUUGAUUAUCUUGUGAAAAAAGGACGAUUGACACCAAAGGAGGCCAGAAAAUUCUUCAGGCAAAUAAUAUCUGCAUUAGAUUUCUGCCAUAGUCAUUCAAUAUGCCACAGGGAUUUGAAACCAGAAAAUUUAUUGUUGGAUGAAAAGAAUAACAUUAGAAUAGCAGACUUCGGAAUGGCUUCACUGCAGGUUGGCGACAGCUUGUUAGAAACCAGCUGUGGCUCACCCCAUUACGCCUGUCCUGAAGUCAUCAGGGGAGAAAAGUAUGAUGGCCGAAAAGCAGAUGUCUGGAGCUGUGGUGUCAUCCUUUUUGCACUCUUGGUGGGAGCACUGCCGUUUGACGAUGAUAACCUGAGACAGUUAUUGGAAAAAGUAAAGCGUGGAGUGUUUCACAUGCCACACUUUAUACCACCGGACUGCCAAAACCUCUUAAAGGGAAUGAUUGAGGUGGAUGCUUCAAAACGCCUAACUCUAGACCAGAUCCAAAAACAUUCUUGGUAUAUCGGGGGUAAGAAUGAACCCGAACCAGAGCAGCCUGUUCCAAGAAAGGUGCAGAUCCGUUCACUUCCAUCACUGGAGGACAUUGAUCCAGAUGUCCUGGACAGCAUGCACUCAUUGGGUUGUUUUAGAGAUAAAAACAAGCUUAUGCAAGAUUUGGUGUCAGAAGAAGAAAAUCAAGAAAAAAUGAUCUAUUUUCUUCUUCUUGAUCGGAAAGAGCGAUAUCCAAGCCAUGAAGAUGAAGACCUGCCUCCUCAAAAUGAUAUAGAUCCACCUAGAAAAAGAGUAGACUCACCAAUGUUAAAUCGGCAUGGCAAGCGGCGACCUGAACGGAAGUCGAUGGAAGUAUUGAGCGUGACUGACGGGGGCUCUCCAGUUCCAGCUCGGCGUGCUAUAGAGAUGGCACAGCACGGCCAGAGUAAAAGUAUGUUCAGUAAAAGCUUGGAUAUCACAGAUGCCAAUCCCAGAAUCAACAAAGAAGAAAGAUCACGAUCAAUAAGUGGAGCAUCAUCUGGCCUCUCCACCAGCCCCCUAAGCAGUCCAAGGCCUAUCAGAAAGUUUUUUGCUCCCCCCCAGAGUCCCGAGCUUAGCCCCUGUCCCAAAGCACAUUCUCCCAUACUUCCUCAUUGUCACAGAAAUACAACAAAGCCCAGUAAUGUGCUUCAACCAAAGAUAGGGUUUCAGUCGAAUCCAAAGACACAGACUCUUCCUGCUAAGAGUAAGCUCACAGAUAAACCUUUGCAAACCACUAAAUCUAAUCCUCUCCCUGUUGUAACAUCAGAAACACGCCCCCCUCAGAAUCCUCCUGUUAAAAAUGUGCAGAGUCAGCAAACCACAGUCACAUCACCAACCCAAUUGUUUGUUCCUUCAGUCCAGAUUACACCCCUGUCUCUUGUCAGAUUGAUCCCCGGUACUGAUCCAAGCACCAAAUCUAUCCCUAUAAUACAGGUGACCCCUCACCCUUCCCCAAGGGGAAGCCCCCUCCCCACCCCAAAGGGCACACCAGUCCAUACUCCCAAGGAGAGUCCGGCGAGUACUCCGAAUCCAACACCGCCAUCCAGCCCCAGCAUUGGAGGAAUGCCUUGGAGGACGCGGCUGAAUUCAAUCAAAAACAGUUUCCUUGGCUCACCUCGGUUUCACCGCAGGAAAUUACAAGUACCUACGCCAGAGGAGAUGUCAAGCCUAACUCCAGAGUCUUCCCCAGAACUUGCCAAAAAAUCAUGGUUUGGUAAUUUCAUCAAUUUGGACAAAGAAGAACAGAUAUUUGUGGUGAUCAAGGACAAGCCAUUGAGUUCCAUUAAGGCCGACAUUGUCCAUGCAUUUCUUUCAAUCCCCAGCCUAAGUCACAGUGUCAUGUCUCAGACAAGUUUCCGAGCAGAAUACAAGUCUACUGGGGGCCCAGCUGUGUUUCAGAAGCCAGUUAAAUUCCAGGUGGACAUCACUUACACAGAAGGCAGUGAGGCACGGAAGGAGAAUGGGAUUUAUUCAGUCACCUUCACACUGCUGUCAGGUCCAAGUCGUCGGUUCAAAAGAGUGGUGGAAACAAUUCAGGUCCAGUUGUUAAGUACACAUGACCAGCCUGCUGUGCAACAGUUGUCUGCAACUUCUCACUGUAUGCAGCUGCUGACUGGCAGACUUUCAAAAUGUGACGAGAAGAACAAUGGGCAAGUAGCUCAUCCGCCAGCUACGCCAACCAAACAUGGCACAAACAGCAAGCGGAAUGAUUCUGAUUCUGUUGACUAUGGUUCUAGAGGAGACUCUAAAUUUCCAGCUGGGAAAGAGAAGGCAAAGAUGGUGCCAAGUAUUGGGACACAGGAACAACCUUAAAUCCAUUUAGAAUUAGUCCCAUGUUCUAAAAGGAUGUAAAUACCAGACUACUUCGGUACAAUGUCCAUAGACAGAUUUUGUAUGGCGGAAUGAUUGUAUGUAACUGAGGAUUAGCACGUGCAAGCCCCUCUACAACAUUUAUUUCCCUGUUUUUGCUGCUCUCGUUUUAUGAUGACCUGAUUUAUUUCCACUCUACUGCCAGGAAUUGUCCAGAAAACUUGUUAAAUCUCCUCUGGUGAAUCCUAUGGCUGCGGACAUUUGUCGAAGGAGAGGCAGCUGAUAUCUUGGUGCAUGUGGGAACUUGGCGCCCUUUUGACGCUUAACACUUGACCAAACUGGAGCUGCUGCAUCCCAGGAAAAGGAACGGAAUUCCUGGGAGAGACUGACACCCUUCAGCAGCAGAAUGUCCACCAGAGAGG
This is a messenger RNA of Pristis pectinata (smalltooth sawfish), 3602 nucleotides long. Its product is annotated as serine/threonine-protein kinase BRSK2. The transcript is spliced from 21 exons. NCBI's taxonomy places the organism in Eukaryota, Metazoa, Chordata, Chondrichthyes, Rhinopristiformes, Pristidae. The record is from RefSeq and is a predicted model, not a curated record. Gene Ontology annotation, cellular component: cytoplasm. Gene Ontology annotation, biological process: protein phosphorylation; intracellular signal transduction; microtubule cytoskeleton organization. Gene Ontology annotation, molecular function: ATP binding; protein serine/threonine kinase activity; tau-protein kinase activity. The coding region runs from base 550 to 3183 and encodes 877 amino acids.